This is a messenger RNA of Theileria equi strain WA, 1179 nucleotides long. RefSeq lists its product as hypothetical. Bases 1 to 1179 code for a protein of 392 amino acids. Lineage: Eukaryota; Apicomplexa; Aconoidasida; Piroplasmida; Theileriidae. The transcript has a single exon. The record is from RefSeq and is a predicted model, not a curated record.
AUGGGUGUAAGUGUCGUAGUAACAACGCAACCAGAUUCAGGGGUAACAAUUCAGCUUAAAGAAAAGUCACCUAGUGGAAACCCUCCUACUAAGACUUAUGAUGGAAAUGACAAGAUUACCAUUACUGUCACAAGAUAUCCCUAUCCUGGUGAAGGAUCUGACUUCCUCAAGUUCACCCAUACCCCUAAUGGACAAUCAUUCACACUUGCAAAAGUACUAGGUGAUGGAGGCAAUCCUAUUAGUGGAAUUCCUCUUACGGGACCUAGUAUGUCUGGGAAAGUAGGUUUAGUUGCAGCUUAUUACUGGAGGUAUGAAUUAGAUAACGCUCUCCUGAUAGGAAUCUACAUGGAUUCUGGAACUACUCAAUACUAUAGGAGCGAUAAGAGUGGUACAUGGAGUGAAUAUAAGGAUAUUAAGACACCUGUAAAAGAACCUACUAGGGAUGAGUUAGACCUACUCAAUUGUGAGAUUAACGACGUAGUUCAAAUAGAUGUUAGCAGGACAGAGGGACCAUAUUGUCACAAACCUGGAGAUUCUCCAAGUACUCAUAAGGAGAAGAAAGUCAAAGUUGAGAAGGUACAAGAUUUUUGUCAACUUCGGAAUUACACGGCUUAUCUUCAUGUCCCAAAUCCUAAGGCUCAUUAUGGAAUAAACCUCAACACAUUUAACAUAUCUGGAUUUAAAAAUGGUAAUAAUGAAGUAAGACUUAAUAGUCUAUCAUUGCCUAUUAAGGAUGCUACUAGGGUUAUUGUCUAUAUGUGUGAAGAAGUAAAUAGAACACCUUUACUCAUUUACUAUAGCAUGGUUACGAAUAAACUUGAUGGUUUUAAUACUACUCAUCAUUGGUAUAAGAAUAGUAACGGAAAAACUCCUGAUCAUUGGACUGCUGAACAUGAGUUAUCUAAACAUGGCCCAGGUUCCUAUGGCAAAAUCCGUGGAGUACUCGACUGUCUUGAUAGUAGAUGCAAACCUAAACUUGCUCCUCCUAUUCCCAGUUCUCAAGUUGCUACUGCUACUCUAUUAACCUCUCCUGAUGCUAGGAAUUCUCAAGACUCUACUUCUGUUAUAAAAACCUUUUCCUAUGUAACUACAGGUGUUCUUACAGCAUCUGGCUCUCUUACUGGAUUCGCCUACUUGCUCUAUAAGAAUACUAGAGAUCCGUGGGUUAGACAGAUAUAA